CCCCGGCAGCGCGUGAGCACCGUCCCUGCCAUGGCCUGGCUGGGGGAUGCUGGACGGGACACCCCAGAUGGAGGAAGGGGCCACGCAGACCCAGACGCCACAGUGGGAAAUGCCAGCGCAGAGCCCCCCAGCAUCGUGCCCUCUGAGCGGGGCUGUGCCUGGAGCCCCCCUGACGAGAGCAGCGAGGAGCCCCUGCGCCUGCCCACCUUCUCCCCCGCCGCCCAGGUGCGUGUGGCCGUCACCUUUGCCCUCUUUGCCCUCUCUGCCGGCUGCAAUCUGGCCGUGCUGCGGGUGGCGGGGGGCCGGGGGGGCAGCCGGCGCCCCCACAUCCGCCUGCUGCUGCGGCACCUGGCUGCUGCCGACCUGCUGGUGACGGUGGCGGUGAUGCCGCUGGACGCCAUCUGGAACAUCACGCUGCAGUGGCGGGCGGGCGACCUGGCCUGCCGCCUGCUCAUGUACCUGCGGCUGCUGGCCAUGUACGCCUCCGCCUUCGUCACCGUGGUCAUCAGCCUGGACCGGCAGGCCGCCAUCCUGCGCCCGCUGGCCAUCGCCCGCGCCCGCGCCCGCAACCGCACCAUGCUGCGCGUCGCCUGGAUCCUCAGCGCGGGGCUGGCGGUGCCACAGCUGUUCCUGUUCCGCACAGUCACCCUGCGCCCCCCUCACAAUUUCACCCAGUGCACCACACGUGGCAGCUUCCCCCAGCCCUGGCACGAGACCCUCUACAACAUGGUGGGCUUCGCUUGCCUCUUCCUGCUGCCGCUGCUCAUCAUGGUCUGCUGCUACAUCCGCAUCCUGCUGGAGAUCUCCCGCCGGAUGGGCUCCGGCCUUUUCUCCUCACGGGACGCGUCACUGCGGUGCUCCAGGAACAACAUCCCACGGGCCCGGCUGCGGAUGCUGCGGAUGAGCCUGGUCAUCGUCUCCUCCUUCAUCCUCUGCUGGACACCCUACUACCUACUGGGGCUCUGGCACUGGUUCUGUCCCCAUGCUGUGGAGAAAAGGGUCUCGUCUGCCCUCACACACAUCCUCUUCAUCUUUGGCCUCUUCAACGCGUGCCUGGACCCCAUCACCUACGGGCUCUUCACCAUCCCCCUCCGGGGAGGCUGGGGCUGCCCCUGUGGGCACAGCCCCCUGACCCAGCCCCCUUCUCCAGCCACCGGCUCCUUCCGCUGCUCAGCCUCCUCCCUGCCACCCAAGCGGGGAGUCCUGGGGGUGCGGGGGUCCCUGGGGGCUGCCGGGGAUGCCACCUGCCACAGCAGCUCCCUGUGA
Molecule: messenger RNA, 1266 nt
Organism: Corapipo altera (White-ruffed manakin)
Lineage: Eukaryota; Metazoa; Chordata; Aves; Passeriformes; Pipridae
Product: gonadotropin-releasing hormone II receptor-like
Exons: 4
Coding region: 31-1266 (411 amino acids)
Biological process (GO): G protein-coupled receptor signaling pathway
Cellular component (GO): membrane
Molecular function (GO): gonadotropin-releasing hormone receptor activity; peptide binding
Source: RefSeq, a predicted model, not a curated record